This is a messenger RNA of Eruca vesicaria subsp. sativa (arugula), 219 nucleotides long. NCBI's taxonomy places the organism in Eukaryota, Viridiplantae, Streptophyta, Magnoliopsida, Brassicales, Brassicaceae. The record is from the annotation of a GenBank genome assembly.
UGAAGGAAGAAUCAGCGGAACCUGGGAGGUCAAUUUCUCCGACUUCGACGAGACAGAGGAUCCUUGCAACGAGAAAUCCAUCGCCUUUCUCAAGCGUAACGGGCUCGAUUUCCAGAGAAUCAGAGAGGAAGGGGUUGGUAUCAAAGAAUUCUUCACAGAGUUUACUCAGAUGAUUAAAGAUGAAGAUAAGAAGAUGAAUUGGGUUACUUUCGAUGGAUC